Aphanomyces astaci is the source of this 1110-nucleotide messenger RNA. RefSeq lists its product as hypothetical. The record is from RefSeq and is a predicted model, not a curated record. Lineage: Eukaryota; Oomycota; Saprolegniomycetes; Saprolegniales; Verrucalvaceae. The transcript has a single exon. The coding region runs from base 29 to 1057 and encodes 342 amino acids.
GUUCAAGUUGGCGUACAACACGAACGAGAUGGCGUUUUCAGCAUGCUCGUCUGCGGCAGUCCGUGCGGCCCUCGCCAAAGUGUGUGCAGAGCUUGGAGCCAACGAAGAUUUGUAUCAAGUAGACAUAUACCGACGGUUGGCCCAGGAAGCCAAGGUACUGUACGACACCGAAAAGAUGCGCGACCGCGUGCGAGAGCAUCCGCUGACGGCCGAGAUCUUGACGCAGCACCCGCAACUGGUAGACUUUAGCGUGGACGAGUCGUCAAUGCACUGUGACGCAGACCGCAACAUGGUCAUGGAUGGCACGAUCACAUUUGACCGCGCUGCAUCGUCACUCACGAAAUCCAGCGCCGCGGCCCAGGACCAGCAGCCGACCCAGAAGAAAGCCAAAAUGGACCACGAACGCAUGCAACUCGUGUACACGUAUGAGCGUCGGUAUGCCGGCGAGCAAUUUGGCACCACCGUAACUUUUGCGGUGCACGUUGUGUUUGGCUAUGGGCAGAAAGUGCCGUUGGUGCACUCUGCGUUUCGCACGUCUGGUCGAUACCCCGUGAGUUAUUACGCACGGCAGGCGGAGCAGCAGGAACCUGCCGACUCGAACGGCGACGAAGAAGAAACGGACGACGUGUUAGCAGGAGACGAAGGUAGUGAUGCAGGUGACAACAAUGUCCCUCGAAGCGACGAAGUAGAUGGAGUCAGUGACGAGAAUGGAGGCGAUGGUGACGAUGGCAGUGACGACGGUGACAACGAAGCCAUGGACGUGCGUGUUUUGGGGGACGACGAGAAGGACUGGGAGUACGUGGAAUCGUUUGAGUUUCAACAAGAAACUCUCGAGCAAGUAUGUGCGUGGCUCGCGGAACCUAGUGCGUCGACAGCCGAGCUCACACCGCAGGACGCGUUGAGCUACGUGCUUGUCAUGCCUUUUCACGAAGAUGAGUUUGCCGUAGACGACCGGAUAUUCGACAUUGUGUUCAACGAAGAUAGUGAUGACGACAGCGACGACGACAACGAAGGUCACGACGACAUUGAAGUUGACGUCGUCGAUGAACAGGACUAAAUGGAAUGUUAUACUACUAACGUUAUUAAUAGUAUACGUUAGAACUUUUCCAU